Messenger RNA from Dermacentor andersoni, 2739 nucleotides. RefSeq names its product very long chain fatty acid elongase 4-like. Lineage: Eukaryota; Metazoa; Arthropoda; Arachnida; Ixodida; Ixodidae. Gene Ontology annotation, cellular component: endoplasmic reticulum membrane. Gene Ontology annotation, molecular function: fatty acid elongase activity. Gene Ontology annotation, biological process: sphingolipid biosynthetic process; fatty acid elongation, monounsaturated fatty acid; fatty acid elongation, saturated fatty acid. The record is from RefSeq and is a predicted model, not a curated record.
UUAUUUCCUUCAAUGAUCCUUACGCUGUAUGACCUUCCAGUUUUCAAGAAGGCAUUGUACUUGAACAAGAAAUGCAUUGCAUAUGAAAAGACAAAAACAAACGUAUUGCACAGGUGCGGCAGCAGAGGCAGUUCACACCGUUCAGCGCUCAAGCCGUUUCCCGAGGCGCCGUCGUGGCGUGUCGCAGUGUGAUUCCCGGCUCCACGAAAUCGUCGAGAAAAGCACUCUGACGGGCGGCCGAAAAGGCUGCUUAGACAAGGCGCCUUGCGCAGGUCAUGUUGACGCCUCCGUGGCAUCAGCGCGACAGCACACGACGCUAAGCUUUUCCGAGCGCGACGACGCGCGGCUUAAAAGAGAUUCCAGCGGGCUCGAAAAGAGCCUGUUUGCUUCGGCUCGCGCCAAAAGCGAGAAAACUAAAAAAAAAAAAAAAAAAAGGAACUGCAGCACUAUUCCGAAAGCGAGCCUCAACUAAGAAAGUGGGAGCGGGGGAAAGGAAGAGCGGAGACUUCUGCUUUUCCUGUUGUAGCCUCACCUUUUAAACGGAGGAGCACGUACGUCUUGGAAGCUUGUCUGUUAACAAACGAGCGGUUGCGUGCUGACCUGCUGUAAGGACGUGGGGAACGAGCGUGCCGCUGGCCCAGCGCUGAAGGGCCGCGAGGACGCGCUCCUCCGACAACCACAGCGCCGCGUGGGGGCUCUGUGGUGCCAGUUGCGGACGCCACCUACCGCAAAAAAUUUACAACGGCCGGGGGUACAGCGCGUUGUCCUUCGCUUUGCUGCACCGUCGAAGAACGGUUUUCUGUGGCCGCCGGACUACGUGCGUAUACUUUACGGCGAUGAUCUGCCACAAGUUCUUCGUGUCGAAGGAGAUCGGCACCAUCUGAUCAGGGUGGAGCACCACACGUAGGGCACCGCGUCUCCCCCUUUGUGCGGAAGAAGACCACCAGCCAGCCGCGCACCAAUCGUCACGUCUGCCGAGCGCGUUCGACACCGUCGGCAGGAGCGACCUUGCGACAGCGCUCAAGCGACCGUUCUGCCAGCUCUUCCGGCAAGGCAAAGAGGGUGGGUGACUGCAACCCGAGAGGCGGCGUACGGCGGCUUCUUAAGAACGCGCACGUCCCUCGGUCGCAGUCGCGCAAGCGCUGGCCAUCGCUCAACACCGCGGCGCAGCAGGCGUACACCGCUGCGCGGCGACAGCGCAUCCGCCACUGAAGCCGUGGCUGCGGUCGCCGCCGCAAGAAGAGACCGGCUGUCGCAGCUUCUCCCGGAUACACGCGCCACCAAAGCAGAGCCUGCAGCGUGUCAGAACAGCACCGGUGACCAACCAGCAUCCAGCCAUGGGUUACAUGGGCGUCGAGCACACGCCCCUGUUCGGCCUCGUACGAGCCCUGGAGCAGGUGCGGGACCCGCGGACCGUGGGCUGGCUCUACUCCGGCAACCCCGUGCCUAUCCACCUGAUCCUCGUGCUGUACGUGUACUUCGUCAAGUACCGCGGACCCGAGUGGAUGAAGGAUCGCAAGCCGUUCACCCUGGUGGGAGUCAUGCGGCUCUACAACAUCAGCAUGGUCGCGCUCAACUUCUGCUUCAUGGUGUUCUUCUUCAAGAACACCUACCUGCGCGGCAACUACAGCUGGCUGUGCACGGGCAUCGACUACCGGCCCACCGAGCAGUCCAUGACGGUGUUGAACGCCUGCUGGUGGUACCUGCACGUCCGUAUGGCCGAGUUCCUCGACACGGUGUUCUUCGUGCUGCGAAAGAAGAACUCGCAGGUGUCGAAGUUGCACGUCAUCCACCACUGCAUUGUCGUUUGGAACGGCUGGGUGGGCCUGACAUUCGGCGCCGAAGGCCAAAUCAUGAUCUGCAUCUGCAUCAACUGCCUGGUGCACGUGGUCAUGUACUCGUACUACUUUCUCUCGUCGUUCGGCCCGGCCCUGCAGCCCUACCUCUGGUGGAAGCGCUACCUGACGCAGAUGCAGAUCGCCCAGCUGGCCUUCUUCGUCGUGUACGCCAUCGUGCCCAUGGUCUACGACUGCAACUACCCGCGCGUCAUGCUCUGGAUAGGCUUCGUGCAGGCGCUGCUGCUGCUGACGCUCUUCUGCAACUUCUACCUGCACGCGUACAGGGGAAGCAGAAGGCCACAGUAUGCACCCGUCAAGAAGCACGUCGAGUGAGUGACUGAGAGAAAGCGCAUUCAGUACAGCGGGGGACCGAGUUUUCAUUUUAAUUUGUACAUAUAAUUACCGCAAAUACUUACAGGCGCUGUCAUAAUUGGUCCCACGUACUUCCAUGUGCCUUGAUAAGCAUUUAAGUCGGUCGUCAGUGGAGUGCCGGUUGCAAGACGUCCAUCGUCGCACGUCCAUCCAGUUUCGUCGUCGUGGUGUUCUGUGCCUCCGACAACGGUGCCUUUGCGCCAGCUUGAGCUAAUCAACCAAGUGGUCCACACUGUACGAACUCUGAUCUUCCGCUGGCAAACCGGCGGCCGUCCCGAGUCCACGAGGAAGCAACGCAAGUGUUCUUCGCGGAGAACAAAGGAAGCGUCGGUCGCCCCUUCGGACGUGUUGUUGCUAGCAGUAUGUAUACGCGCGAACUGUGCACACUGCUGACGUUCUGAGACAUUGCACUGAACGUGAGCGGUGGCUCCGACUGCGCGCAUGCGUACAACGCCAGUGCAACCCUGCGUUCCUCACUUUCACGACGCCCUUGAUUUCGAGGCAGGAAUAAAGUAGGUAUUAUUAUCGA